AAUUACAUUAUGAUGAAAAACCCGCGAAAUAUUAACUCAAAAUGACAAGGGCAAUAAAACACAUAGCUACAUUCACACGAUUUAUUUUUUAAAGAAAGAACACAUUUCCCUAACAUAAAUAAAAUAAUUUAUGAAAAAAGAAACCCAUUAAAAAGUCAAUGACAAUUUUUAUCAAUGAAAGCCAUUGCCAUGAUUUGCAUUCUUUUUUGCGAGCACUUCAAUUACUUCGAAUAUAUAUUUGUUAUGACAUUAAAUUGAUUUGUUAAACAUGUGCUCAAGCUCUAUACAUUUAUAUACUAUUCUCGUUAUCAGUUGUUGGGGUGAUCUAGUAUUCACAAGCUCCCCAAUAAUUUUGUAUGCAAAGGCGUUGAGAACUCAAAAUUUUCCGCUUGAUUUAUUCAUUAAUUGCAUAUAUUCUGCGCCUAGACUUUUAAAUGCACAGAUAUCUGUACUGAAAUUCAAUAGGGCUCCACCAGUUUAAUUAAUGUUUAUAGAUGCUGAAAACAAGCGGCCUAAUUGACUGUUAUUGAAGCUGUUCUAAAUAUAGAACAGUCGUCUGCCAUAAAAUGAGAUGGGUGUGUGCCUCAAGACUCGGAAAAGCCUCUGAUUGAGGGUUGAGUUACGCCUAUCUAGUUGUCAGUGGGUCGAAUAUGAUUGAGGCGAAUAGGCAUUAAUGAUUGAGUAUGUGCUUACAAGUGAUUUUUAAUGAAUGGCUGAUUUGUUCUUAAUAAAACUAAGCAAGCCACUUAGUAACUCAUAAAUUAUUAUUUAUUCUCGAUUUUAUAAAAUGUCUUUCAGUAAAUUUAGUUUGUAAAAUAUUUUCCAGUGUUGUGAAUGAUGUUAGCAGAUUUCGAAAUAAGUAAGCUUGCGUAUAUAAUUAUUUGGUAGGAGCUUAUGGAUCUUGAACCAUCAUAAAGUAAUUCACUCUGAAAAUCGACAUUUUACACGAGGGCUGCCUUGGAUGAGUCCAUAUGCACUUCACGUGUAAUUGAGAAUUAGCUGGGCAAAUAUGCGGAGGUUUUACAGCCUCAAAAGUGGCGGCGAUUAAACGAAACGGAGCAGAGCUCCGGAGUAAUGCCAAAUGUUUCCCUCAUUUCCACUUGGCAAAUCAAUAAAACUGAAUUCAAACAGGUAGACAGCCGAAGGAUGUAGAGUAUAUGCAUAUGUUUAUUGCUAAGAUAAAUUCCCCGCCUGUAAAAAACAGUAAACAGCAGGAAUAUAUAUGAAAAAAGGAGAGCCUUAAUGCCAACGAUCAAUAUUUGUGCAACAAAUCAGCAAUGAGAGCGGCCUGUAUCUGUGAGAUACAGAUACAAUUUUCAACAAAACCCGUACGAGAUGCGUGAGGCGAAUUAACACCGAUGCGUUAACACAAUUAGUUGAAAAGUGAAAAACCGCGUAAAGUAGAAGCUGGAGAUUAAAUAAAAUAAAAUCUAUAUGCCAAUCGGGAGUGUCGACAAAAAGCGGGCCAGCAAAUUUGCAACUUUACACUCGGCGCCCGUUUUCAGUCGCGCAAUGAAGCUCCAGCAUCGCGGCUGAGUUCAAGAAAGAAAUAUACGAAAGCACAUGUGCCAACCGUACUAAAACUAAGUGGAAAAUAAAUACUACAGAAUACAUCGAGCUCUGAAACAUGGCUGAUUUAUUGAAGGCUCUUAAUAUUACGGGCAACCUGCUGGCAGGCCUCGAAGACACCAGCAAUCUAACGAUUGCAACUGCCACAACCACAACUCUGAGUGAAGGCCUCAAUGGCAACGCGACGACCUUGGAUGCCGCAGCAUCCACCAAUAGUGGCGAAAAACUCGAUCUGGGCGGCUUCGAUCUGCCCGGCAACUACUCCAUACUCAUUAACAAACUGGAGCAGCUGGCCUUGGGCUUGGACUCGGCCUUGGGAAAUUUCACCAUCGAUCGCCAGGAGGUCGAGAUCAACUUGAGUGGCGCGGCCUCGGCCAACGAGGUUGCCGAUGUGGCCGACGAUCUCUUUGAUGUCCUGCCAGCUGCUCGGGCACCUCCCCCGCAUAUAGCACACGGAUCCAGGAUAUACACGGGCGACGAUGGCCAGGACUUUGCCCACGUGGUCAGCGACAUCUGGAUUGGGGUCAUCCUAACACUGCUCAUCGUCUUUGUGAUAUUCUUCAUUUGCGCUUGCUUCGUUUACCACAAGUUCCAGCAGUGGAAGAAUUCAUACCGUGCCAACCACAGUGAUCCAACGAUUGAGAUCUGCCGCCGCUGUCCGCCGGACUACGAGGCGGAGUCGCUGCCCUCGUAUACGAUUGUGUCCGGACUGCCCACGUACGACGACGCAUUGGAGGAGUUCCGGAAGGCGGGCAUCAUCCUGACCCCCGCCGUGGUGCCCAUCAUCAAGAUCUUCGAGUGCAGCGAGACCGGCAAGGAGCAGGCGGUGGGCUACAGCCUGGUGGAGACGAACAUGGCGAACGCUGAUGCUGCCGCGGAUAAUGUGUCGCUGGCCUCGACCACCUGCAAUUGUGGCAACUCCUCGCCCACCUCAUCGCUGCCCAGUUACAGUGCCGCCACAGCGGCUGCGAUGGCAGCGGCUGCGAUGGCAGCGGCGGCGGCUGCUCCUCCCCAGGUGAUCGAACUGUCGCCGGAACAUCUGGCCUCCUUGUCCCAGAAGCGUCUCUCCCUGCAGAUCUCAUUCAAUAACUCGGUGCGCCGGCAGUCGCCUCUCAGGAAUCAUCUGCUGAGAUCCCGGGCGGUGGGAAAUACAGCCGGCGUAGGUCCUUCGGAGGCAGCCGGUCCUGCCAUUCACGGGUCAGGAGCCCACGGAGUCCGUGGCGGCGGAAAUGCCACCAUCCUGCCCGUCCUGCAUCGCUCCUCCUCCACAAUUUCACUGUCCAACGAACGCCAGUUGCUGGAUCAACGCCUCAGGCAUCUGCAUCAUCGUGGUUCCCUCUACUGAGAACCCAUAUAGAGCAUUUGAACUGCCUGACUAAUCCUUCCUAGAGGUACUCCCUACGUUAUUCAUAUCCCAAGAGUUGUUAGUUUUAAGACACUUAAUAAACAUGCGUUGUUAUAUGAUGCCUUUUGUUUCAAACUCAA
Molecule: messenger RNA, 3054 nt
Organism: Drosophila santomea
Lineage: Eukaryota; Metazoa; Arthropoda; Insecta; Diptera; Drosophilidae
Gene: comm3
Exons: 2
Coding region: 1628-2914 (428 amino acids)
Biological process (GO): axon guidance
Source: RefSeq, a predicted model, not a curated record